AUGAGACAAGCCAGAGUAGACAGGUUUUUACAAUUGAGGCAGAAUGGCAGGAGCAUCAGAGAUUAUAGCCUUGAGUUUGACUCAUUGGCGAGACAUGCGCCAGCUAUUGUAGCUGACAUGGCUGAUAGAGUGCAUCGGUAUGUGAUGGGGCUGGAUCGUUAUUUGAUUGAUAACUGUAUGGCAAUGGCUUCUCAGCCAGGUAUGGAUAUUUCUCGGGUACAGGCAUAUGCACAGGGGGUAGAAGAUCGGCACAGAGGGCGUCAGCCCGAUAGAGAUCAUGAUAGAGGCCAGCGUAGUAGAUUCGAUAGCACAGGGUAUUCAGGAUCCGGUCAGAGCUCCAGGGUUUCAAGUUCACAGAUAAACAGGGGUUCGCGUCAGUCGAGACCACCUUUGCCUCGGUGUCCUCGUUGUGGUAGGUCACAUUUUGGAGAAUGUCGUUUUUCUACAGGUGCAUGCUUUACUUGCGGCCGUCAAGGCCAUAUUAUGAGGGAGUGUCCAUUUAGGGGUAAUUUAAGUGGUGCAGCUCAGUCUACUGGGUCAGUUGUUGGCUCAUCUUCUUCUGUAGCUAUGCGCCCUGUGGGGCAGGGUAUUCAGAUAACAGCAGGCCAUGGUAGAGGCCGUGGUGGAUCUUUCAGUUCUAGCGGUCCUUCGAACCGCAUAUAUGCCUUGGCUAGUAGACAGGACCAGAAGGCGUCGCCAAAUGUGGUUACAGGGAAAGCAAAUGUUGUAGCAGAUGCACUUAGCCGUAAAUCCAUGGGUAGCCUGGCAGAUGUACAACCAGAAUGA
Molecule: messenger RNA, 786 nt
Organism: Solanum dulcamara
Lineage: Eukaryota; Viridiplantae; Streptophyta; Magnoliopsida; Solanales; Solanaceae
Exons: 3
Coding region: 1-786 (261 amino acids)
Molecular function (GO): zinc ion binding; nucleic acid binding
Source: RefSeq, a predicted model, not a curated record